CACGGUGGGCCCAGAGACCAACGUCAUCGGGUCGACAUUGCCUCGCCCACUUUCUUUGUGUCUGUCCACCUCACGAUAACCUCUCUUUGCCUUGACUCUCGGUCUUGCAACCACGAAAUUCGCCUCAAUGUUGCCAUACUAAGCAGUGCGAGACCCGUCCUCUUUGCAUUUGCCUGGCUUGUUCCUCCACGAGCACACCUUCCUACCUAGACACCAACUCUCGAAGACCCGAUAUCGAGCGGCCCUCUACACGUCUUCCUGUCCUCCAUUCAAAUGUCCGAAAAGUCACUCCGGUCACGUACCGUCAAGCCCGUUAUUGACAACAACGGCCCCGCCACUGACGACAACAUGUCCUCCAACGGCACCACCACGAACCCAUCAUCAUCAUCUUCAUCACCAGCACCACCAGCACGAGCCUCGACCCCCGCGCGGCGGCGGCGCAACCCUCCGCACCUGCCGACGCCAACCGAGCUUCUCGCGCUGGGGAUAUACCCGGUGCUCCUCACCUUCGGGACCCUCUUCUCCGUGUUCAACCCGGAGGCCCGGGGCGCGCCGUACGACCCCUACGCGCAGUCGCACUUCCCCGGCACCGCGCCGAGCUACUUCGCCCGCAAGGACAACCUGCUCAACGUCCUGUUCGUCAAGAAAGGCUGGGCGUGGUUCACGGGCGCGUUCCUGGUGUUCCUGUUCACGCACCCCACGUACACGUCUUUGGCUUCCUCGGCAGAGACGGCGCUCCAGCGCAGGCUCAAGGCCGGGGUCCGCUACGCCCUGGUGACGGGGUGGUGGAUCCUCGUGACGCAGUGGUGCUUCGGCCCCGCGCUCAUCGACCGCGGGUUCCGCUACACGGGAGGCAAGUGCGAGGUCGCGCAGCUCGCCGUGCACGCGGGCGAGGCCGACACUGGCGACGCGCUGACGGCGGUCGCGUGCAAGGCCGCGGGCGGGCGGUGGAGCGGCGGGCACGACAUCAGCGGCCAUGUCUUCCUGCUCAUGCUGGGGAGCUGGUUCCUCGUGCAGGAGGUCGGGUGGGUGAUCCUGCGCGCGUCGGGCUCCGCGCCAGCGGCAGCAGGAGGGAGUGCGAGGACCACGGCGGGCAACGGGCUUGAGGAGAGGACAGUCGUGAUGGCCGAUGGCGCGGUCAAGGGCGCCAGUGUCGAGGCGGCCGCUGUGGAUGGGCAUCUGUCUUCCGCCAAGGAGGGCCAGCAGCCUCAUCAUGCCGGUCACGUCGGGCUCGGACUGGGCGGCAAGUUCGCCGCGGCCAUCGUCGUGCUGAGCUACUGGAUGCUCCUGAUGACGGCGAUCUAUUUCCACACGUGGUUUGAAAAGGUCACCGGCUUCCUGGUUGCCUUCGCCGGCAUGUACAGCGUGUACAUCCUGCCUCGCUUCGUCCCGCCGCUCCGCGGUAUCGUGGGGAUGCCCGGAAUUUGAAGGGGUGGGCUGCGGCAACGGCAAGUGGCGGGUGUCGCCGACUCAAGGAAUGACAAAAGUUUGCAGAGGUUGAGACUAUUAUGCUGGGGGGUUCUGGCGGAGCCACCAACGUAAUGCUUGCAUAGCAAUCCGCCCCAAGACGCCUGGAGAGGUAUGUUGGUGUAUUCGCAGUAGAGCUUCGAUAGGCCUGUGAAAGCGCCAGCCAAAGGUGGCAGAAAUUCAACUCAAUAUAUAUAUAUAUAUCAAGAAUGCCUGCAAAGCUUGGACAGUGGUUGCCAUCACUCCGUAACAAAAAAGGCAGCAAGCAA
Messenger RNA from Microdochium trichocladiopsis, 1736 nucleotides. RefSeq names its product inositol phospholipid synthesis and fat-storage-inducing TM-domain-containing protein. The transcript has 2 exons. The record is from RefSeq and is a predicted model, not a curated record. Bases 274 to 1428 code for a protein of 384 amino acids. Gene Ontology annotation, cellular component: endoplasmic reticulum membrane. Lineage: Eukaryota; Fungi; Ascomycota; Sordariomycetes; Xylariales; Microdochiaceae. Gene Ontology annotation, biological process: lipid storage; phospholipid biosynthetic process; lipid droplet organization.